Messenger RNA from Prorocentrum cordatum, 5088 nucleotides. The record is from the annotation of a GenBank genome assembly. Lineage: Eukaryota; Dinophyceae; Prorocentrales; Prorocentraceae.
AUGCUUGCGCAUCCUCCGACCACCGCGGCAGGAGCGAUAGUUGCCUUCUGGGUCGGCUUCGCGGCCCACGGCUUUCUCGGGCCUGCGGUGGUUCCUGAGCCUGACUGGCCUCGUGACGGGCCAGGACACGAGCUAGAGGACGCCUCCACCAGCUCGUCCAUCACCAGCGUGACGCGGGAACCGUGCCCCGCCUUCGACCCGCAGAUCCAUUGCCCGGCGCCGCCGGCGCCACCAGCGCCCACCCCAGCGUCCCCGGAGGCGCUGCGCGUGGUGGGCGAGGGCGUGACCGCGACCGUCGAGGUCCCGGUGGUGCCGGCGAGCGCGAUCGUCAUCGUGCUGCAGGCCUUCGUCGGCUGGGGCUGCUGCCGCUGGUGCGAGGGCCGGGUUUCGGCACGGCGCGGGCUUGAGCCCGUCGGAGAGGCGCGGAUCCACUAUUCGACGGAUCCAGGCUGGACGCAUGAGCGUGUUCUGUGCUGGCCCACGGCCGCUGACCUCUCGGAGUGGAUGGUGUAUACUGCUGGCAACCAUCUGUACCCUGAAGGGCGGGCCGACUAUACCUCAGUGGUGAAGUGGACUGGCAAGCGAGUGUACCCGCCUGGCACGACCAAUGUGGUUGCCUUCAGCCGGCCCCUGACUGACGAGGAGCUCCUCAGCGUCGUCAAGCGGGGCCGCGGUGAGGCGAUCGCUGACCACGGCAACGCGGCCGCCACAUGGGCCGGGACAGGUGUGACCUGGACCGGUCGCCGCCUCGCAGUGCCGGACGUGAUGGCGGUCGACGCGCCGAGGGUGAGACUGUCGCCGAACGCCGUCGUCCGGGGCAGGUAUGGCGUCGACCAGGACCCGCGGGGCGAGUGGUUCCCGAUCGAGUUCGUGACGGACGACGCGAUGGAGCGGUGGCGCGAGGAUAAGCUGGUGGCGGCCGACAAGCUCCGGCCCGCCCGCGAGGCCUUAGAGGAGAGGCUCUUCCCGGGCCGCGAGGCCGGCGCUGGCGGGACCGCCACCCCCCCGCCAGAGCCAGAGGGCGGGGGGCUUGGCCCCGAGUGCGUCGCCACUCACGAGAGGGAGGACUUGCGCACGUGCUGGAUCGACACCGACGAGACCGGUGCCAGGUUCAAGGAGUGGAGGAAGGUCGUGCAGGAGAGCACACAGGAGAUCUUCUCGGACUCGAGCAUCCGUGGGCCUCCCGCCUGCCUCGAGAUUUGUCGUAAGAUGUAUCGCCAUGGUGGCACACCCAAGAUGUGGUUUCAGGAGUGGUGCAAGGAGCAGGGCGUGACCAGGAAGGAUCGCGCCUACCACGAGGUGCAGACCUUGAUCGAAGUAUUGUACCUGGCGGGCACCUAUGACCAGCUCAACAUGGACGCCCUGGCGUCGUUGGAGGUGGUCUCGCGGCGGCUGCUGCAGUAUGUGGAGGCCUACGCGCACGGGGCCGAGAACGCGAACUGGGGCGCGGCGAAGCACCUGGGCGGCACGACCAACCCGCUCGACUUGGUGCCCGACGCGCUCCGGAGCUAUGCCAGCCGACUGUCCAAGGAGGAGCAGGAGCUGGAGGCGCUGCGGAUGCGGUCCCGUGUCCCCGGCGCUGCUCCAGCCGACGGCGCGGGCGCGGCAGCCGCGGCCCUGCCGGCGGCGCCGCGGCCGGCGCUGAGGGAGGUGAUGCGGCCGGCAAGGGCCGCGGUCGAGGCGGGCGGGGCCGCCGAGGGAGGCGGGUGCCCGACCGUCUCCCGCAGAACCAAGGGCAGUUCGGGGCUCCGUGGGUCGGCCUGCCUGCCCAUAGCCCCGUUGGCGGCGCUCCCUGACGACUGGUGCGACGGCCUGACGCCUGGUCAGCGGCGCCGCUGGCUGCGAGACGGCAACGCAGCCUGCAAGAGCUUGAAUUACUUGCACGGUGGUGAGCAUCGCAGUGGCACGGCGCCCGAGGGGAGCGUUAGCCAGCGUAAGAUGGAUCUCAUCAGGGCCGAUGUGCAGCAGCGCGUCUUCUCGGCGGCUCGUCGCUGGAUUGACGUUGACAGCGCCAUCACAGAGCAGGAGGCUUUGGCCAAGCUUCUGAAGGGCAAGGCGGGCUACGCUCCCCUUGGCUCUACCAGCAUGGGCUCCUACGAGUACUCGCGGGUCAGCUUGCCGGACUGCGUCCUGGACGCCCCCAGUCUGGCCCAGAUGCUACCUGCGGAGGCGAGGAUUUUUCUCGAGGAGUACUCCACCAAGAUGCUGCUUCCCCCUCGUGAGGCGGCACUAAUACGAGAGCUUCAUGGACUUCCUGGUUGUCAUACUGACCCUCUGCUGCUCCAACGUCCUCGGAGCUACGCGAAGUUCGUGAGACGAGCGCUCAGGAUCGGGCUCGUGACUUUGACCCGACGACCUUUGAGCGUUCUUGGACUGUUUUUUGUAAAGAAGAAGGAUGGUGAGCGCCUGCGCCUCAUCGUGGACUGUAGACGCAGCAAUGCUCUUUUUCGUCCCCCGCCUGGUGUCGACUUGCUGUCAGGUGAAGGGCUUGGCCGCAUCGAGGUGCCGGUGCUUAAGGAGGGGGACCUCGGCGAGCUGCGCGUUGUCCUGGGGGUCGGCGACGUCGCCGACUGCUUCCAUCGGAUGAAGCUGGACGGCGACAUUCGGCGCUACUUCUGCUGGCCGCCGCUGCUAGCCUCUGCCACAGGCGAGACCCUCAUCGAGGGUCAGGCGGCUGGCGACUCGGAGAUGGUGUGGCCCAUGAGUCAGAGCUUGCCGAUGGGCUUCUCAUGGUCGCUCUUCUUCGCGCAGGCGGCCAACCAGUCGCGGCUCGAUCGGCAGCCGUCCUUGGCAAAGAGCUUGCGGCUCAGUGAUCGAGGGCCGCCUCUUGUCCUUCGCCGCGGGCCACAUAGUGAGAACCUCGGCCACUUCAUGUACGUCGACAACGCCGGCGUCCUUGGCUUGUCGGACACCGCCGUCCGCUCAGCCCUUCACGAAGCCCAGACCGAUUUCGAUCGUGACCAUCUCAAGUUUCAUGAGGUUGAACUUCACGUGGGAGGUGGUCGUACACUGGGCUGCCACCUGGAUGGAGCGAGGCUCUGCACGCGGCCUACGGACGAGAGGUUCGCAGCCGUGCGGAAGGGCCUGCGAUGUCUCCUCAGGCAGCGCAAGGUUGCCGGGUGGCAGCUUGAGAUGGUGCUGGGCCACAUGACGUUCAUGGCCUUGGUUCGGCGCGAGCUGCUGUCUAUCUUUCACGCAGUGCACGCUUUCGUGACGAGCAGCUAUCACACCUUUUCAGUCCUUUGGCCCACUGUUCGAGAGGAACUGGAGUGCUUCUUGGGAUUGAUGGUGAUGCUCGAGGCUCGCUGGGACCGCGACUGGAUGCCUUUCGUUUACUCGUCGGACGCCAGCCUUUACGGAUACGGCGUCGCAGAGGCGGAGUUCGACUCUGUCCAGGUGGCUCUAGUCGGCCGCAUCUCGGAGCUGAGUCGGUGGCGUUUGGGCGCUGGUCUGGCUCGUCAGCACGCCUUCGAGAGUGCCGGGUUUCUUUUGAACUCAGAGACGGGCGAGGUUGUCCGCGACGCCGAGGGGGUCCCGCAUGAGCUGCUUCACGAUUCCCACUGGAAGACCGUGAUGGCAGAUCGCUGGGUUUUUGCUGACGAUAUUCUGAGGCUUGAGGCCAGAGCACUGGUGAAGCGGACGCUGCAGCGCGAGAGCCUGCCGCCGCGGGCGCCGGCCGCGGGCUCCCUGCAGGAGCCGGCGGCGAAUGCGCCUUGCAGAGUGCGCACCCUGAGCCCGGGGGCGGGCGCGAGCAGCUCUGCGGCGGCCCCGCCGGCGAGGCGAGCGCGUGUGCUGGACGCGUCCCAGGGCCUGGAUGCGAGGCUCGUGGCUGCCGCCCCGCCGCACUGCCCGGCGCAGACGGACACCGUGGAGGCCUUCCUCGAGACGCCGGCGGGCAAGCUGAUUCCAGCAAGCGCCGGCGUCCCCGCGGCGGCCGUGGACGCGGGCGCCUCACAGAGCUACGAGAGCAGCGACGUGGAGGAGCGGCGGGUGGUGACCGCCUCGCGCCGGAACCUCGAGCUUCGGGGCAAGGCUCGCGACCGCAGGGCCAUCCAGGCCCGCGGCGGCGACGUCUGGAGGCACGGCCACAACACGGGGCUGAGCUACUUGGAGAAGCGCUCGGUGGGGGCCAGGUCGCUGGAGACCUACCGAGAGUGCGCCCUCGCGUUCUGUGCCUGGGCAGGCUUCUUGCUGACAGCCAUGCCCGCGUCGGCCGUGCUGGACGUAAAGUUGGUCGAGUGCAUGAACAAGCUCUUCCUCGAGGGGGUCAAGAGCUGGCGUGGAGAGAAGCUCAUUGCUGCAAUGAUGUUCUUCCACCCGGACUAUGGGAAGUCUGGUGGCCUCUACAUGCCACGUGCCCUUCGUACUCUCAAAGGUUGGAAGCGGCUCAGCCCAUCAAGAUCGCGGAAGCCCUUGGUGUUCGCGAUAUGGGCGGGCAUCGCGGUCGAGUUGGCCAGGCUGGGCGCUCCUCUCGCCGGGGUGAUGGUGCUCAUCAUGGUGGAGUGCUAUCUUCGACCCGGCGAGAUGCUGGGGCUGACGUCGAACUCGUUCCUGCCACCUUGCAGCCACGCCGUGGACAACUGGGUGCUGCUCCUCUUCCCGGAGAGCGGCGCGGCGCGCAGCAAGACGGGGUCGUCGGACGACUCGAUCCCGAUCGAUUCAGGAAGGAUGGCCUGGAUGCAUCACAUCUACCGGGCCCUUCGCGAUCGAGGGUCGUCUCAGCCGCUGCUCGGCCUGACCUACCCGCAGUUCUUGGCGCUGUUCAGGCGGGCGGCUCACAACAUCGGGGUCGACGCGGUGCCCUACCAGGGGAGACACUCCGGGGCAAGCCUGGACAGGGCCUCGAACCGCCGGACUCAAGAGGAGGUCCAGAAACGCGGGCGCUGGGCCACACUCACCUCGGUCAAGCGCUACGAGAAGGCGGGCAGGCUGAACGAGUCGUGGGAAGGCCUGUCGGAGCUCACGAAGUCGUUCUGCGUGGCUGCUCUGAGGGCGAUGGAGGAUGUCAUCCUUCACGGUACCCCGUCAGGAGUGCCCAGUUUCCUCAGGGCCUACCACGAUUGCGAGCCCAUGAUCGUGAAACAGUAA